This is a messenger RNA of Columba livia (rock pigeon), 4758 nucleotides long. It is a transcript of the gene KDM4B, whose product is annotated as lysine demethylase 4B. Bases 206 to 3628 code for a protein of 1140 amino acids. Gene Ontology annotation, cellular component: chromatin; nucleus. The transcript is spliced from 22 exons. The record is from RefSeq and is a predicted model, not a curated record. Gene Ontology annotation, biological process: chromatin remodeling; regulation of gene expression. Gene Ontology annotation, molecular function: histone H3K9 demethylase activity. Lineage: Eukaryota; Metazoa; Chordata; Aves; Columbiformes; Columbidae.
GGUGGCGCCGUCCACAGCCAACGAGCGAGGCGAGGAGGCGGGCGGCAGGUGCUGGCCGCGGGGUGCUGCGCUCUCCUCAGCGCCUCCCUUCCGCUCUGCCCCCCGCGCCGGGCCGCUCGGCGCUCAGCUCACGGGCAGCUCGGGGCCGCCGCCGCCGCCGAGGGGGACCGCCGGCGGGCUCAGGCACUGCCAGCGUGCUAUAACGAUGGGGUCGGAAAACCAGCAGAACCCUGGCUGUAAGAUUAUGACCUUUCGUCCCACCCUGGAGGAAUUCCGGGACUUUGGGAAGUACAUCGCCUACAUGGAAUCGCAGGGCGCUCACCGGGCAGGGCUGGCCAAGGUGAUUCCUCCCAAGGAAUGGAAGCCCCGAAAGACCUAUGAUGACAUAGAUGACAUGAUUAUCCCAGCUCCUAUUCAGCAGGUGGUUACUGGCCAGUCGGGGUUAUUCACCCAGUAUAACAUACAGAAGAAGCCGAUGACUGUGGGAGAAUACCGGCGUCUGGCUAACAGCGAGAAGUAUUGUACUCCGCGCCAUCAAGAUUUUGAAGACUUGGAGCGCAAGUACUGGAAGAAUCUCACGUUUGUCUCACCCAUUUAUGGAGCCGAUAUCAGUGGCUCACUAUAUGAUGCAGAUGUGGAAGAAUGGAAUAUUGGCAAUCUGAAUACCCUCUUGGACAUGGUGGAACACGAGUGUGGCAUUAUCAUAGAAGGUGUCAACACUCCCUACCUCUACUUUGGGAUGUGGAAGACAACGUUUGCUUGGCAUACCGAGGACAUGGAUCUGUACAGCAUCAACUACUUGCAUUUUGGGGAGCCAAAAUCCUGGUACGCGAUCCCUCCAGAACACGGCAAGAGGCUGGAGCGCCUGGCGAAAGGGUUUUUUCCAGGAAGCUCUCAGGGCUGCGAUGCUUUUCUCCGCCACAAGAUGACCCUCAUUUCGCCCUCCAUCCUGAAGAAGUACGGCAUUCCUUUCGACCGGAUCACCCAGGAAGCUGGAGAGUUCAUGAUUACGUUUCCCUACGGUUACCACGCUGGCUUCAACCACGGCUUCAACUGCGCCGAAUCCACCAACUUUGCCACUUUGCGAUGGAUCGACUACGGAAAAAUGGCAACACAGUGCACAUGCCGCAAAGACAUGGUGAAGAUUUCCAUGGAUGUCUUUGUGCGGGUUCUGCAACCGGAACGAUACGAUUUGUGGAAACAAGGCAAAGACAUUGCUGUCCUGGACCACAUGAAACCCACAGCUCUGAGCAGCCCGGAGCUGGAUGCCUGGAAUGAGACCAAGGCAGAGUUGAAGGCCAAAUUGCUUCGCAGGAUAGGAGACGAGGAAGAGGACACCAAACACCGGUCUCACCGCAAAAGAAGUCAACCCAGAAGACAUAAGACGGAGGAUCAGAAGUCCCUUGGGGACGUCAUGGCCAUUGAAACUGCCUUGGAAGAUGUGAAAGUAAAAGAGGAGCUGAAAAGGGGCCCAGAGCUGGAGGAAGAGGAGAGAAGCAAAGGGACUGAGGGAGAAGGUGACUGCAAAGCAAAGGCCCGUCCCCCAAAAAUAAAAAGUGAGAGGAAGAGGAAGCACCUUUUCCAUCAACACCAGCAACAUCUGCCAGCACCGCAGCCUCCCACACCGGCCCCGCAGCAGCUGGCAGAGGACGAGGCGCCAGUGGCACGGCCACCGGUGCCCCCAGCACACCCAACGUCCUCCGCAGCGCAAAAGAACCUCCCUCCAGCACCCCUGAAUGUUGUCCAGCCCUCAGAGGCGUCAGUUGAAGAAGACGACUUUAAAUCUCGGCCCAUCAUUCCCAUGCUUUACGUGGUUCCGCGGACCAAAAAGGUGGCGUUCGACAAGGAGCGCAUGUCCUGCCAGCAGGCCUUCGAGCAGUUCGCCACGCAGAAGAGUCCCGGCUGGCAGGAGCAGGCGGUUCCAAUGGAAAUCCCGGUGAAGGACGAGGAGAAUGCAGAAGCAGAAAAUACAGAGGUCGCUACAGAGGUCAGUGAUUCACAGACUGCUGCUGCUUUUGCAAAAAUGAAGAUGAAGAUAAAGAAGAGUCGUCGUCACCCACUGGGCAAACCACCAGCCCGCUCCCCGCUGUCGGUGGUCAAACAGGAGACCUCCAGUGAUGAGGAAACAUUUCCAUUUUCUGGGGAGGAAGACAUGAGUGACCCAGAGGCUCUGAAAUCGUUGCUUUCCCUCCAGUGGAAGAAUAAAGCGCAUAAUUUCCCAGCCGAAAGGAAAUUCAACGCGGCCGCGGCGCUGAGCGAGCCGUACUGCGCUGUCUGCACCCUGUUCUACCCCUACAACCAGUCCUUGCAGAUGGAUAAAGAAGCCGUCCCGGCCUUGGGAGGGGAGCCCAGCUCUUUCGUGCACCUUUCCAAGUGCGGACAGAAGACCAAGCCCCUGAUCCCCGAGAUGUGCUUUACCUCAAGUGGAGAGAACACUGAGCCCCUUCCUUCCAAUUCCUACCUUGGGGAGGAUGGAACCAGCCCCUUGAUAUCCUGUGCCAAAUGCUGCCUGCAGGUUCAUGCUAGCUGUUACGGAAUUCGUCCAGACUUGGUGAAUGAAAGCUGGUCUUGCUCACGGUGCUCAGCCAACGCGUGGGCAGCGGAGUGUUGCCUGUGCAAUCUCAGGGGAGGAGCUCUGCAGAUGACCACGGACGGGCGGUGGGUCCAUAUAAUCUGUGCGAUCGCUGUCCCCGAGGCCCGUUUUCUCAAUGUGAUAGAGCGUCAUCCUGUGGACAUCAGUGCUAUUCCGGAGCAGAGAUGGAAACUGAAAUGCGUGUACUGUCGGAAGCGGAUGAAGCGGGUGUCGGGCGCCUGCAUCCAGUGCUCGGACGAGCUCUGUUCCACGUCCUUCCACGUCACCUGCGCGCACGCGGCCGGCGUCCCCAUGGAGCCCGACGACUGGCCCUACGUCGUGUCCAUCACCUGCUUCAAACACAAAGCCGCUAACCAGAAUGUACGCUUGGGGGUUUGGCUUUUGUUGCCUUUUUAUUUUGUGGUUUUGACGCAGCUUUUAUGGUUGCAAAGAGCAAAUUGUUCCAUUUUCUCUGCAAUGCAGGUGCCGUUUCGAAGAGAGGUGACCCUUGGACAGACUGUGAUCACAAAGAACCGGAAUGGACUCUACUACCGAUGUAAAGUGAUUGGCAUGACAACACAGACUUUCUAUGAAGUGAACUUUGAUGAUGGUUCAUACAGCGACAACGUUUACCCAGAAAGCAUUAUUAGCAGAGACUGCAUCCAGCUGGGGCCCCCUCCGGAGGGAGAGCUGGUCCAGCUGCAGUGGACGGAUGGAAUUGUCUACAAGGCCAAGUUUAUUGCAGCCCAGAUCAGUCACAUUUACCAGGUCGAGUUUGAAGAUGGUUCCCAACUCAUGGUGAAGCGUGGGGAUAUAUAUACCUUGGAGGAAGAGCUUCCCAAGAGAGUGAAGUCUCGCCUGGUGGGUAUCGAGUCCCUCAGCACCGCGGCCCCUCAGGAAGAUGUAUUUUCGGGAGAUGAAGUGAGAGCCAAACGUCCCCGGCUGGGGAAUUCAAGAAAUCCCGAAGAAUACGGACAAAACCCCGAUUACUUGGCCUUUAUGGAGAGCCUCUUGCAGACACAGUACCAGCCUGGAACUCAGAGCAACAUGUUUUAACUAGGAUUAAUUAAAAAUAAAAUUAAAUUAACCCUUUUCAAGCCUGCGGAAAAAAUAAGGAGGGAACUGUGGACUAGAAGACCAGCCUUGUGCAAUAGCUGUGAAUUUCUUUCGUCUACUCUUGGUUUCAGUGCACAAAGUCCCGUCUGGCUGCGCUACCUCCACUUGGCCAGGAACACAGAGCUUGAAAACCUUCCGACAGCAUUUUCCAUGGAGAAUUUGGGAGAGUUUGUCCUAACGGGGCUUUGUGACCGGCUCCUUUUUGUGAGGCUUGGAAAGGGUUAAAAUUGAACACAGUGACUUUUUCAAAUAUGUCAAACUUUUGUCUUUCAAGGUGCUAUUACAUUGACUACUGAAGCAGCCUUCGGAAUGGUGUUUUCUGUACAUAGACAUCACCUUUGUGAAGUUUUCUAUAAAUGAGCAUUAUUAAAAAAAAAAAACAAGCAAACAAAACCAGGAAAACAAAAGUUUCCACAAAACAUUUUUCUAGCUGAUGGCUUUAAAAGCAGAAAAGAAACAAAAUCCUCCUCCCUCACCCCAACUGAGAUGUGACUGAUGUGACCAUGGGGAGAGCAAGAGCCCAUGUCCUGGAGAGCUCCGGGUUCUUUUUUUUUGUAAAGAAACACUAUUUGCUUUGUAAACUGGGGAAAAUGGGACAAACGUUUCACAGCCGGGAUAUUUCUUACCGUUAGUUCUCUGCAAGACUCGCGAUCCACGUUGCGUUUCUGCCUUGGCACCAGGAAGGGACUCCGGGCAGAACCGGCAGGUUGGGUCAUUCUCGUCAUCUUCCCUCCCCACCUUUGCCAUCACCGUUGCUUUCUAGUUCCAGCCAGCAUGGCUUUCCGUUCGAUACGCCAGUUCGAGUUUUGGCAAGUGUUUUGUUGCCGCUUCUUGUGUUAAUUCCUUUUGGAGCCAUCCCUUCCCAGUGCGGCGGAGCACCGGGGAUCGCUCCGCUAGGCAUGUCCCCCAUAGGAACCUGUUUCUUUUCUUUGUCUCCUUAUUUUUAUUUGAUUUUAUUUUAUUGAGUUGUGCCCCUUACAGUUGUGAGAAUCAUUCCAUGACAGAAGCCUGGGAGGUGUUUGUAUGUUUGUUUGUUUUCUUUUAUCUUAUUAAAGAAGAAAUUCCCCAAA